AUGAGGGCAUCUCGAACUUCUUCACUGCAUUGGGUGACAAUGCAUCUCUCUUUUUGUCUUCUUCUCUUCGCAAGUCUCUUCGGAGCAACAGUCCAAAAGUGCUGUCAAUAUCCGGUUCAUUACCCAGAAAACCGUCCAAAGAAUUACCAAGUGUUAAUCAAUAUGGGAUGCGAGGUUGAUGGUAGAGGAUCGAAGCCUUAUUUCUACAAUCUAAUUGGAAAUUUCUCAACUUUACAUCCAGCGUACAUUAAUUCUGGAGCGCUCGUGAGACGUGAAUUAAACGAAGCCUCAACUCCGCUAAUACCCUUGACAUGCGACACACAAACUGGAUUGUGGUUUUGGAAUAAACCUGAUGACGCAUAUGUUCGAAGCUUUAAAUACACAGAGUUUUGCUGUUAUUGGUCGGAAAAAAAGUUCGGUGUUGUGGGUUGGCCUUGGAACUCUUUGGCUCCACCUCAACGCUAA
Molecule: messenger RNA, 465 nt
Organism: Caenorhabditis remanei
Lineage: Eukaryota; Metazoa; Nematoda; Chromadorea; Rhabditida; Rhabditidae
Exons: 4
Coding region: 1-465 (154 amino acids)
Source: RefSeq, a predicted model, not a curated record